AGAUGUAUCAGGGAGUCUCUGCCCAGCAUCUCCUCCUCCCGAAAGGAUGGCUUGUGAAAUUCCCUGCCGAAUGGAUUGUGUGGUGAGUGAGUGGACGGAGUGGUCAUCCUGUUCCCAGUCUUGUUCAAAUAAAAAUGCAGAUGGGAAACAGAGCAGAUCAAGGAUAAUACUGGCAUUACCUGGAGAAGGUGGAAAACCAUGCCCACCCCCUCAAGCCCUCCAAGAAUAUCGUUCAUGUAAUGACCAUUCCUGUAUGCAGCUCUACUGGGAGGCAUUGCCUUGGGGGCCCUGUUCUGAAGAUACACUGGUAACUGUCCUUAAUGCAACCAUUGGCUGGAAUGGAGAAGCUACCUGUGGUGUGGGCAUUCAGACACGGAGGGUCUUCUGUGUAAAGAGUCACGUGGGACAAGUGAUGACCAAAAGAUGUCCAGAUUCCACUCGGCCCGAAACAGUGCGUCCUUGUCUUCUUCCAUGCAAAAAAGACUGUACUGUGACAGCUUUCAGUGAGUGGACGCCCUGCCCAAGGUCAUGCCAACCAGGAAAUGCCACAGUAAAACAGUCUCGAUACAGGAUUAUCAUCCAGGAAGCAGCCAACGGAGGCCAAGAAUGCCCAGAUACCUUAUUUGAAGAGCGAGAGUGUGAAGAUAUUUCACUGUGCCCUGUAUAUCGGUGGAAGCCACAGAAAUGGAGCCCUUGUAUCUUGGUGCCAGAGUCUGUCAGGCAGGGGGUAAUGGGCACCAGUGAGGCCUGUGGAAAGGGGAUACAGACAAGAGCGGUCUCCUGCAUCUCUGAUGAUAACCAGUCAGCAGAAAUGAUGGAAUGCCUCAAGCAGACAAAUGGCAUGCCUCCCCUUGUGCAGGAAUGCACGGUCCCAUGUCGCGAUGACUGCACCUUCACCGUUUGGUCCAAGUUUACACCCUGUUCCACAGAUUGUGACACAACCCGAAGUCGACGGCGACAGCUCUCAGGGAAAAGCAGGAAGAAAGAGAAAUGCCAGGACUCUGACCUGUACCCUCUUGUGGAAACAGAACUAUGCCCCUGUGGUGUAUUUAUAUCUCAACCUUAUGGAAACUGGUCAGAUUGCAUUCUUCCAGAAGGUAGAAGGGAGACUCAACGAGGAGGAUUUCGGGUACAAGGAGAAAGGAAAGAAUGUGGAAAAGGCAUGCGCUUUCGAGCAAUAGCCUGCUCUGAUAAAAAUGGAAGACCUGUUGAUCCCUCAUACUGCAGCAGCUCUGGUUAUAUUCAAGAAGAAUGUGUCAUCCCAUGCCCAUUCGACUGCAAGUUAAGUGACUGGUCUAGUUGGGGGUCUUGCAGUUCAUCUUGUGGAAUUGGAGUGCGAAUUCGGUCCAAAUGGCUAAAAGAAAAACCUUACAAUGGAGGUCGCCCAUGUCCCAAAUUGGAUCUAAAGAAUCAGGUGCAUGAGGCAAUCCCAUGUUACAGUGAAUGCAAUCAGUAUUCCUGGGUUGUAGAACACUGGUCUCCAUGCAAAAUCCACAAUGAGCUGAGAUCUCUGCGCUGUGGAGGAGGAACGCAAUCUAGGAAAAUCAGGUGUGUGAGUGCUGCGGACAGUGAAGGGGGAGCCGUGGAUAACAGACUGUGCAACCAGGAUGAAAUUCCCCCAGAAACCCAGCCCUGCACUCUCUUGUGUCCCAGUGAAUGCGUCAUGUCCGAGUGGGCACCUUGGAGCAAAUGCCCACAGUCAUGUGAUCCCCACUCCACUCAGAGAAGAACCCGCCAUCUGCUAAGGCCCUCACUGAAUUCAAGGACAUGUGCUGAAGACUCUCAGGUGCGGCCCUGCCUCCUCAAUGAAAAUUGCUUCCAGUUCCAGUACAACCUUACAGAGUGGAGCACAUGCCAGCUGAGUGAAAAUGCCACUUGUGGACAAGGCGUCAGGACCCGCCUUCUGAGCUGCAUACGCAGCGAUGGCAAGCCAGUUGGCAUGGACCAGUGUGAGCAGCAUAACUUGGAGAAGCCCCAGAGAAUGAGCAUUCACUGCCUGGUGGACUGUGUGGUCAACUGUCAGCUCUCAGGGUGGACAACUUGGACAGAAUGUUCAAAGACUUGUGGCCAUGGAGGUCGAAUGAGCCGGACUCGAUUUAUCGUUAUGCCAACCCAAGGAGAAGGACGGCCAUGCCCCACAGAGCUUACCCAGCAGAAAACCUGCCCAGUGAUGCCCUGCUACAGCUGGGUCCUUGGCAACUGGGCUGCAUGCAAAUUGGAGGGUGGAGACUGUGGGGAAGGAGUCCAGAUCCGCAGCUUGUCCUGUGUGGUCCACAACGGUUCAAUCUCUCACCCAGCUGUAAGUGUAGAUGAGGCACUGUGUGGAGAAAUGCCCUUUCAAGACAGCCUCCUGAAACAGCCAUGCUCUGUACCUUGCCCAGGAGACUGCCACUUAACAGAUUGGUCAGAGUGGAGCACGUGUGAAUUAACCUGUGUCAAUGGAAGAAGCUUCGAGACAAUGGGCCGCCAAUCUAGGUCAAGGACAUUUAUAGUUCAGUCUUUCGAGAACCAAGACAGCUGCCCCCAGCAGGUUCUAGAAACACGCCCUUGUACAGGAGGCAAAUGUUAUCACUACACAUGGAAAGCAAGUCUUUGGAACAAUAAUGAACGAACUGUAUGGUGCCAACGUUCAGAUGGCAUUAAUGUCACAGGCGGCUGCUCCCCUCAGACACGUCCCGCUGCCAUUAGGCAGUGUAAUCCCGCCUGCAGGAAACCUUUCUCCUACUGUACACAGGGUGGCGUCUGUGGCUGUGAAAAGGGAUAUACAGAGAUAAUGAGAUCAAAUGGUUUCUUGGAUUACUGCAUGAAAGUCCCGGGCUCAGAGGAUAAAAAAGCUGAUGUGAAAAACCUUGCCGGGAAAAACAGACCUGUGAAUUCAAAAAUACAUGAUAUUUUUAAAGGAUGGUCACUUCAACCCCUUGAUCCAGAUGGCCGAGUAAAAAUCUGGGUUUAUGGUGUUUCAGGUGGCGGUUUUCUUAUCAUGAUUUUCCUAGUAUUUACUUCCUACCUUCUUUGCAAGAAGCCAAAACCACAUCAAAGCACACCUCCCCAACAGAAGCCUCUGACCUUAGCCUACGACGGAGACUUAGACAUGUAACCUGAACGAGAAAUCCAAAUGUAGACAUCAACUGCCUUAACCGCUUUCUCUUUUGUAGCUCUCAGACUUCUCAGUUUUUUGAGGAAUCUCAUGAUGUGAUACAGUGGGCAGAAUGCAAAUAUUGCGAAAGUAAUAUUGCCUCAACUUCAUUUGGACAUGAAGUCAAGGAUUAUUAGGUCUGCCAUUUUGCUUUCAAGUUGUUUGUGGGUGUGUGUUUAAUUUUUUGAUUCUCCCAAGGGUCCUGAAAACCCUUCUCUUCCUGUUUGGAAAUGGGAAGAAGAAACCAUGAUGGAAUUCCCACAGACUCCCAUAAACUUUAUCUUCAGCAGCAUGAUGACAAUCUGGAGGAAAGUCCAAUCAAGACAUUUACUGUAAAUGACGAGCCUGACACUGCUUUGUUACGCACUAUAUUAGUGCAAGUCUUUACUCUUCCCAUACUUCAACACUGAGUUUUCUAGAGUUUACAUUGGUUCAAAGACUUUCAGAUUGGAUUGCCUAUUUUCAUGAACACAGAGAGAAUGGUUUACCAUUUCAGAAAUUCUCUGAGUUUUUACCUUUAAAUAUUGUAUUUUGUUUUGUAGCCAGGGGAUGAUGGCACUUCAUAGGUUGUGAUUGCUGAGGGAUAAAAUGGACUGGUUGUAGUUGCUGGUUUAGAUGAAAGCUAGUUGGUUUCUGAAUGAGAUCUGUAUUGAGUGUUAGGGUGGUUAUACUGGAGAAUGAGGUAGAUUAUUUGAUUACUCGAACUGUAUUUUAACAGAAACUUAGCCAUGUAGAUAUAGUAAUAUGCCAUACACAGUUGUAAUUCAGUUUAAUGAUGACAAACUCUGCUUUUGUAAUUUCAAUUUUCUUAUCUGAAUAUUUAUAAAUUCUUUUUUUGAAUUUAAUUAUCUGACCUCAUUUAAUAUACAUCGAACACCAAUCCUGUUUGUAGCAAGUCUUGCUUUUAUAAGGUUUCAAUAAUAUCUAAACACAUUCAAAAACUGAAACCAUUUUAUGAAGAUAAUUGUUUGUAAUUGUAGAUGUUGAGAGUAAGAAGGUGCCAUCUUGUGGUAUUGACUUGUAUUUAUAACAAAUAAAGUGCUCAAGAGACUGA
Molecule: messenger RNA, 4190 nt
Organism: Hyaena hyaena (striped hyena)
Lineage: Eukaryota; Metazoa; Chordata; Mammalia; Carnivora; Hyaenidae
Gene: THSD7B
Product: thrombospondin type 1 domain containing 7B
Exons: 21
Coding region: 47-3097 (1016 amino acids)
Biological process (GO): actin cytoskeleton organization
Cellular component (GO): plasma membrane
Source: RefSeq, a predicted model, not a curated record